GAGAGGCUUGCAGCAGAGCAGGAAGCGACUGCUACAGAGCGCGCGCGGGGGGGGGACCUGCAAUCAACGACGACAUCAACAGCACUGCGGCUCGGGAAUAUCUUUCUUCACCAUCAUGUAGCUUCGAGACAGAACGAUUGCAGAUAUACACUUCUAUAAUAGCUGGAUAUAAUAGUGUGUCUGUGCAUUGAGCAACAUUUUAAAAUCAAAUAAAAAUCCAAAUUGGAUGAGGAAUCGCAAGCUGGCUAGGCUAACUGCUCCAGGAAAAAUGAAGGAGGUGAAGGGUUGCGGUAUGCGGUCCUCCGUGGGCUUUCUGUCCCAGAGAAGGCUCUUCGGUAACCCGCUGAUGAAGGAAGAAUUUCAGAGACUCCGGUUGGCAGGAUGCACGAGCCUUUACAAGAAAGAUAUGCUGGGACAUUUCGGGUGUGUCAACGCCAUCGAGUUUUCCAACAAUGGAGGAGAAUACCUUGUGUCCGGAGGGGAUGACCGCAGGGUGUUACUAUGGAACAUGGAGAGAGCUCUUCAUGCCCGCUCAGCCAAGCCUCUCAAACUGAAGGGAGAACACCUCUCCAACAUUUUCUGUCUGGCAUUCGACAGCACCAACAAAAGGGUGUUUUCUGGGGGCAACGAUGAACAGGUCAUCCUUCAUGAUGUAGAACGAGGCGAGACUCUGAACGUGUUCCUUCACGACGAUGCGGUGUACGGCCUGUCAGUCAGCCCCGUCAACGACAACGUGUUCGCCAGCUCCUCGGACGACGGACGGGUCCUCAUCUGGGACACACGGGAGCGGCCGCACGGAGAGCCCUUCUGUCUGGCCAACUACCCAUCAGCCUUCCACAGUGUGAUGUUCAACCCGGCAGAGCCCCGACUGCUGGCUACAGCCAACUCCAAGGAAGGGGUGGGGCUGUGGGACAUACGCAAACCUCGCACUUCUCUGCUGCGGUACGGCGGUAGCAUGUCCCUCCAGAGUGCCAUGUCGGUGCGUUUUAACAGCGCAGGGACCCAGCUCCUGGCCUUGCGUCGCAGGCUACCCCCGGUCCUCUACGAGCUACACUCUCGCCUACCCAGCUUCCAGUUCGACAACCAGGGCUACUUCAACUCCUGUACCAUGAAGAGCUGCUGCUUCGCUGGAGACGAGGAUCAGUACAUCUUGUCUGGAUCAGAUGACUUCAACCUUUACAUGUGGAGAAUCCCCAAGGAUCCUGAAGCAGGAGGCCCGGGUCGUGUGGUCAACGGAGCGUCCAUGGUCCUGAAAGGUCACCGUUCCAUCGUGAACCAAGUCCGGUUUAACCCCAGCACUUAUAUGAUCUGCUCCUCCGGGGUCGAGAAGGUCAUCAAGGCGUGGAGCCCCUACCAGCAGACGGAGAGUCUGGGAGACCUGGAUAGUCUUGUGGAGGAUAAGUCCAGGAGUCUGUACAGCCACGAGGAGUACAUCAACUUGGUCCUGAACAGCGGCAGUGGCCUGAGCCACGACUACGUCUCACAGUCCAUCCAGGAGGAUCCUCGUAUGAUGGCCUUCUUUGACUCUCUGGUUCGUCGGGAGAUCGAGGGCUGGAGUUCGGACUCAGACAGUGACCUGAGUGAGGGGGCCAUCCUGCAGCUCCACGCCAGGGGACGACGCUCCACACGGUCUAUAAGAGACGGCGCCGGGGUCCUGGUUGGGAGUGGAGUCGCCACGCCUGUACCGCCCUCUGCUGCUGCUACCGCCGACUCAGACCACUCCUCAUCGUCCUCAUUAGCUGCCCCCGAGGCCUCUGGGGCGGAGCAUCCUGAAGGGGUGGAGCCACUGCAGCCGAGGAGGCGUGGCAGCAGAUAUCAGCAGUCUGUGUUCUUAUUGGACCUGGUGGGAGAGGACUCUGACUCCAGUGGAUUCUGGCCAGACCCCAUGCCCCGGCCUCGCUCUCCCAGCCCCCGAGACAACUCCACCCUCUCCAGCCCCACCUCGUCCCCCGCCGGCGCCUCCUCUAGCUCCUCCUCUUCCACCUCCUCCACCAGCUCUGAGGACGAGGAGCAGAGGAGAGCCAGUAGGAGACAACGUACUGCAGCCCGCUGGCGCCGCAUGCAUUUCCCCCGCCUGUCCAGUGGGGGGCGCCCUGAGUCCGCUCAGGCCUUGUACCCCGGGGGGGUCGACUCCUGCUCCUACCCCAAGAUCUCAAUCGACGAGGCCUCAUCCUCCUCCGCGUCCUCCACGGAGCUUCAGCAGGACCAGGACUCGGUUCAGAUCGGACCCCACAGAAGUGGCUCUAAAACGGGGAGACGCAAGUCGCACACCCUUCCUGGUUCUAGCCCUGCGGUGUCUCUGGACAGCCAGGACGACCGAGCGGAGCAGGAGGGGCUCCUCAUCGCCUCCCUUCUGUCUCAAGACGCCCUGCAGCAGAGGAACGAGUCCCGGGCAGGAAGGGUUGGGGAGAGGAGGGCUGCUUUAGAGAGGAUGGCCGAGGGCUUAGAUAGUCCUGAAGAGGCCGACGAGUCAGACCAUAGUCGCUGGAUCUCCCCUAGUUCCAGACACCACAGCCCUGGGCUGAACGGACUGCAGCACCUUGACAUGACUGAGGUGCCGGUAGGCUGUAGGGGUCGCCUGGCUCCAGACCUAUUUGAAUCCUCAGACUCCGAGGGAGAGAGAGAGACCUUAGAGUUGAAAUCAGCAGGCACUAGGACCCUGGUGGAGGAGGAGGAGGGGGAGGAGGGGGGGUCGUCAUCGUCUCAGAGAGGCCCAUCCCAGGGUGCGCUGAAACGGACUCACCUUGGGUCAAGAGGUCAAGGGUCAGGGGAAGGGUCAGGGGGGUCGGAGACCUCAGAGAAGAAGUUAAAGACAUGAUGAUUGCACCUGAGGUGCCAGGUGAUCAUUUGGUUUAGGACCGGUUAUGUCUCAAAUGACACCCUGUUCCCUACGGUGUACUACUUUAGGGCUACAGUAACCCAUAGACAGUAACCCGUAGACUACAGUAACCCGUAGACUUUAGGGCUACAGUAACCCGUAGACUUUAGGGCUACAGUAACCCGUAGACUUUAGGGCUACAGUAACCCGUAGACAUUAGGGCUACAGUAACCCGACAUUAGACAUUAGGGCUACAGUAACCCGUAGACUUUAGGGCUACAGUAACCCGUAGACUUUAGGGCUACAGUAACCCGUAGACUUUAGGGCUACAGUAACCCGUAGACUUUAGGGCUA
Molecule: messenger RNA, 3172 nt
Organism: Oncorhynchus tshawytscha (Chinook salmon)
Lineage: Eukaryota; Metazoa; Chordata; Actinopteri; Salmoniformes; Salmonidae
Product: ddb1 and cul4 associated factor 5
Exons: 10
Coding region: 227-2818 (863 amino acids)
Biological process (GO): negative regulation of fatty acid biosynthetic process
Cellular component (GO): cytoplasm; Cul4-RING E3 ubiquitin ligase complex
Molecular function (GO): protein binding
Source: RefSeq, a predicted model, not a curated record